Messenger RNA from Closterium sp. NIES-67, 5885 nucleotides. The record is from the annotation of a GenBank genome assembly. NCBI's taxonomy places the organism in Eukaryota, Viridiplantae, Streptophyta, Zygnematophyceae, Desmidiales, Closteriaceae.
AGUCAUCACAUGUGUACCUCUCAUCAGCCAUGGCUUGAGAUACCUCUCAUCAGAAGCCAACGGUAGCCGAACUACGGACCCUGCGUCCCCCUGAAGCCGGUUUCGGGCUCCGUCACUCUGACGCUUCUGCGAGGUUUACACAAUUUCGUUUAGUGUCUCGCUUUUGGCCGUUUAAAAACCACAACGAUGAAAAUCAGAGCAUCGCAAGUUCCGCGCAGGUCUAUUUCACGUGUCGCAGUAGAGCGCAAACGACCGUUCAGCGUAAGUCAUGGCCAUCCUCCCUCGUCAUCCGUUCACUUUCUCUACCUUUCCGUCAGCCUCAGACGAUAGUCAGGCAAAUCAAGUACGUCAGGCGAACGAUGCUCCUCAACCUCGUCCUUCUAGCCGACUUACUUCGCACCUUAUCGUUCCCCGGCGUUCGAGAACACCCGUUAUCGAAGGACCUGUUAGCGUUCCAGCGUCGAUAGUUGCACCAGCGCGAGGUUCUAGCCGCUCGUUAGGUCACUUGUUAGCGGGGAUGGCGAACGAGCCGGGAAUACAGCCAGGAUCGGCGGUACCUGCCAAGUCAGCAGCGCCAACUACGGGGAUGCCGUCGUCCUCGUCGCCGCCAGUUUCGCCGUACGAGCUCGCGAAAGAGGUGGCGAAAUCGUCGCCGAAGAGUUACAUACGCGGGCAGUGGGGUGUUUUACAAGGAAUCAACGCAAACGCGAAGCAGCGGCCGAAGGGCCCGCUCAUCCCCCUGGUGAAUCGCGACACCCUGCUGGGCCGCCAGGUGCCUCCGCCCUUCCAGUUCGCCAGCCCCGCUGUUUCCGCACGCCACUGCGUCAUCUCCUGCCUCCCCCCGCCUUCCCCUUCCCCUGCGGAAGCCCCUGCGCCCCCACGCGGGGACGGGGUGUCCCCCUCCGCUGGGGUGGCGGAAACAGCAAGUGGUGCGACAGCAGCUGCAGGAAGGGCAGCCGCAGUAGGGACAAGGGGGGGGGUAGCAGCAGGAGCUGAGAGAGAUGGAGAAAGCAGGGAGGCUUUCGUUGUGUUAGUGAAGGACACGAGCUCCAACGGCACGUUCAUCAACGGCGUGCGCCUGCAGAGAAACGGGCCGCCCCAGCAGCUGAAGCAUGGCGAUGUGCUCUCGCUCGUGGGGCUGCCAGAGACAGACGUGGCUCACACGUUUGUCUUCUUGCGCUUGGAGGGAGCACAGAUACCACCUGCUCCUGCAGCUCCUUCUGCCACUGCUGGUGGUGCUGUCAACGGCGUUUCUGCUGCUAGAGGCCCACACUCCCCUGAUCCAGCAGGAAGAUCCCCUGCCAAGUAUGCAGCAGCAGGUGCGGAAAGAGCAGGCGCUGGUGCAGGCAGUGGGGCAGUGGGGGGAGUGAGCGUGAAGAGAGAGCACGGAGAGGCGGCAGCAGGAGGAGGGAUGGCGACAGUGCUGGUGAAGCGCAAGGCCCACGCCUUGGGCUCCAAUCCAAGCCCUGUGGCAGUAGAUCCGAGCCAUGGUCUAGCCACCAGCCCCCUGGCCUCCUCGCUUAAGGGCCAGAUGCUCCCCCCUCCUCCUCGCUUGUCCCCAGCAGCACGGCCUCUGCCCAGCCAUGCACCACCGCACCCAGGAUCAGGAGCAGCAGCAGCUGUAGCAACUGCAGCUGUAGCAGCAGCAGCAGCUGUAGCAGCAGAUCCAGACGAAGGGGGAGCGGCAGUGGGAGGGGUUCCAAAGCGCAGAAGAGGGUCCAAGGGGUCCCUUCACAACUCGCUCUCCCCUUGUAGUACUGGCAAUGCUGUGGCAUCAUCAACUGCCAAUGCUGCAGUGUCAACUCCCGGCAGUGCUGCCCUCGCUCCUGCCACGCCUGCUUCUGUCACGGCUGCGACUGGAGCAGCGUCACCUACGGAAGGGGGCUUACCCGCUGCUGACGUGGCUCUCCCAGCUGCUGACGUGGCGAUCCUUGAGGAGAUGAAGCAGCUGCGGCGGGCCAAUGAGGAGCUCCGGCAGCAGCUGGACGCCGAGGCUGCCAGGAUGGACGAGAUGCUGAGUCAGCGACAGAGGGAGGAGCAGCGGCAUGAGGAGGGUCUGCAGGUUGUGCGGCGGGAGGUGCAGGGGGAGUGGGAGGGGCGGGUGCAGGAGGCGGAGAGGGAGAGAGAGGCGGUUGCCAGGAGACAGGAGCAGGCGGAGGGGGAGGUGGCGAGGCUGCAGGAGGAGCUGACAGGUGUCAGCGAGCGAUUGGUCGUGGAGAGGAAGGCGAGGGCUGAGGCUGAAGCUGCGAAAGCAGGGCUGCAAGUCGAGGUGGAGAGGGCAUGCAGGGAGAGGGAGAGGGAGGCGGAGGAGAGGGUGAGGGAGAGGAGGGAGCUGGAGGCGGAGCGGCUGGCAGCAGUGGAGCGAUUGCAGGCAGCAGCCGCAGCAGAGGCAGCAGCGGCUGCAGAGAGGUCUCAGCGGGCGAUUAAGGAGCUUCAGGAGAGGGCUGCUGCGCUCGUUGCUAAGAACGAGGAGAGGCAGGCAGCGAUCGACUCGCUCUCCGCCAAGCUGGAGGGGGAGCGCGCAGCAGUGGUGGCGGGGCACGAGAGGGCGAGGAGGGCGGAGGGCACGGUGGAGGAGGAGAGGGGCAGGGCGGCGCUGCUGCAGCAGCGAGUGGCGACAGCAGAGGCGGCGCUUGCAGGGAAACAGGGGGAAGUGGGCGAGCUACUGGCCUUGCUGGCAGCCUCGGAGGCCCGAGCCUCUGGCUUGGCAGGGGAGGUUCGGAAGGUGCAGAUGCGGCUGUCAGUGGAGCAGAGGCGGCUGCAGGGCGCGAGGGAGAGGAUUAUGCUGCGGGACGCCCAGAAGCGCGAGUUUGAGAAGACAGCUAACCACAUUGCGAGUCUGCAGGAGCAGAUGGAGCAGGCGCACGAGGAGCAGACGGCGCUGGGGCACUCGCAGCAGCAGCUGCAACAGCAGGUGGUGCGCGCCCAGCUGCAGCAGCAGGCGCAGCAGCAGCGGCAGCAGCAGCUGCAGCAGCAGAUGCUGAGAGCGCACCUGGAGCAGCAGCAGCAGCUGACGCGGAUGUUCCAAGUCCUGCAGGAUGGGGAGGGCGAGGGGAAGAGGGGGGGUGAUGGGGAGAGGAAGGUGGGGAAUGUCGAGGGAAGGGAUCAGGGGGAACUGAAGGGGACGGAGGGGAAGGAGGAAGAAGGGGAGGAGGAUGAGGAGAUGACCCAAGAAGCUGAGACAGGAGACGGAAUGGGAGGGGGAAUGGUUGGGGGAGGGGAUACUUGUCCUUUGGAAGGCGAGACGCUUCCUACUGAAGCUGAUGCACGUGCUGUGGCACAAGGGAGUGUGACUGUAAGGGGUGGAAACGAGGGGGGAAACGAGGCUGCGACAGGGGAGGAGAGGGAGGGCUUGUCGCUUGUAAGGAGGGAGCUCUUUCGGGGGGACGAGGGCGGACGCGAGGGAGGCGAUGGAGAAGCAGGAGAGACGGAGGAAUAUUCGUCAGAUGAGGAAGUGAAUGCAGAGGAGGGUCCAUUGGAAGAGAGAGUAGAGAGAGUAGAGGGACCAGACGCACUAGAAGAGAUGAUGGAGGCUGAGACUCAGGAGUACAGCGGGGGGCGCGGAGGGGUGCUGGGGGAGGGGUUGAUGGAGGGGAUGACGGAUGGGGACGAGGAGGAGAUAGGGGAGGGUGCAGAGGGGGAGGGUAGGUUGGAAAGGGAAGGAGGAAGCGGGAGUGCAGGAGAAGGAAACGAAGAAAGAGAUGUCUUGAGGAUAGAGGGUAGCGCAACAGCAUUGAGUGAAGGGGUGGAGGAGGCCUCACCUGGUGCGAAUGAGAUUUUGGUUAUGAGAGCUGGGAGGUGUGAUGCUGAUGGCGACACACAAUUACGACCAGGAGCAGAGGCAGCUGCAGAGACAGAAACAGAAACGCAAGGGCACACAGACGCACAGGUACACAUAGAAGCUGUAGCACCGGGGCAGGCAGAGACACAGGCGCAGGUCGCGACUCAACUGCUCUCACAGGCGCAGUCUCAAGGGCAGUCACAAGGGCUAUUGCAGUCGCAAGGGCCGCUGCUGUCGCCAGUGCCAGUUGCCUCACAGGUCCAGUUGCAAGGUCAGCUGCCGUCGCAGGGGCAGUCACAGCCGCACUUGCCCCGUGCUUCGCAGGGGCAGUUGGAAUCUCAGUCGCAGCCACACCUGCCCGGUGCAUCGCAGGGGCAGUCGGAAUCUCAGUCGCAGUCCCAGAGGGCCAUGCAGACGCAGGAGCUUCCCCCCACACAGCUGGUCUUGUUGCCUCAUGUGCUAGUGGCACAGCAAGGGCGGGAGCUGCUGCUGGCGGUGCAAGCACAGGAACCGCGGGAAGGGGUUGUGAGGCAGCAGCAGGAGGAACAGGAGCAGGUAUUGCCUAUGGCGCUGGAGAAACAGUAUAAGCAGCAGCAAAGGCAGCAGCGAUCCCCUUCACAGGAGAAUGGGGAGGCUUGCAUAGGAAUACCCGCAGCAGCAGCAGCAGCAGCAGCAGCAGCAGCAGCAGCAGGGGAAAGCCGAGAUGGCAGUAGGGAUGCUAGUGAUAAGGGGGAUGCUGGGAGGGAUGGUGAUGGUGACCGGGAUUCAAUGGAAGGGAGAGGAGGGAGCAAGGAAGGGAUGCAUGAAUGUGGAACCGGGACAGAAACCCCUUCGUUUCAAGAGCUGCCAGAGGGCUCUGAGACCCCCAAUCCUUCACUCCUGCUGGUGGGAGGGCAAGGUCAAGGGGAUGACUCGAUCCCGGCUGGGAUCGAAGAGAUCAGGGCUUCUGAGGGAGACGAAGCUCGUGCUGCUGGUGCUGCUGUGGGCGCUGUGGGCGCUGCUGGGAGGGUUGCGGGUGAUGGGGUGGACAGGGAUGCAGUGGUUGACACGUGGAAACGUGGCGAGGACGUGGUUGAUGGCGGUAUGGGGGACAGUGAUACAAGGGAUGGUUUUGCAGGGCAUGAUGAUGCUGGCGAUGGUGACACGAGGGGUGGUGAUAUGGACCAAGUCAGGGAUGUGGGGAGUGAUUCCAUGGGCGAUGAUGACACGGGGGAUAUGGGGGAUGAUGUGGGGGAUGAUAUGGGGGAUGGGAAUGAGGAUGAAACGGAAAAUGAUGAGGAUGGGCUGCCCACGUCCAAUGGGGGGGGGUCAGGAAAUGGCCCUCAGAACGGAAUGCGCAACACAUCGGCGUUCACUCCAUCUGAUGGUGAUGGUGGGAGGCAGGACGAGACUGGUGGCUUGCAUGGUUGGCGCGCCGAUGGUGAUGGCGGGAGACAGGGAGGGCAGCAGCUGGAGGGGAGAGGCUGUGCUGGUGACGCUGGGGAAUGGGAAGACGGAAGGAGAACUGCUGGGGGCACUGGAGAGGAGGCGAAGGAAGGUGAUGGGGUUGGUGAGGCUGAUGAGGCUGAUGGGAUUGGUGCGUUGGACGGGAAAGAGGAGACGAGGGAGGGUGCAGAAACGGGCAAGGGAGGGGGGUGCGUGGGUGUGCUGCAGGAGGGGGAUGCAGCGGAGGGAUGCGCGCAUGUGGGGCAAGGGAGUGAGAAGGGCGACAGUCCAGCGGACGAGAUAGAGGGGGAUGUGGUGGCAACGUGGGGGGUGCCGUACGUGCUGCAUGAGUACCGGCGGAGGAGGAAGAGGAGGCUGAGUGGGGGGGAUGGGGUGGAGGGGGGGAGGAGGAAGGAAGCGAGAGAGGUGGGGAGUGAAAAGGGGAGGUGGAGGUCUGCUGGUGGUAGAGGUAAUGUUUCACCCUGUGCGGCGGAGAGCAGCCAGGAAGCGAAUUCAUGGUGAUUUUCUGUGUGUAUCUUUCCUUGCCAUUGGAUGGGUUACCUAGAUGCACGUGGCUCCUCUCAUGGAGAGCGUGUACACAAGCGUGCUUCUUGAAGCCAAAUGUGUCACAAGAUCUCCCCUGACUGGUACCGUACCAUAGGUACAGUUGCAGUGUCCU